Messenger RNA from Oncorhynchus tshawytscha (Chinook salmon), 1864 nucleotides. Its product is annotated as ATP synthase mitochondrial F1 complex assembly factor 2. Gene Ontology annotation, cellular component: mitochondrion. The record is from RefSeq and is a predicted model, not a curated record. The transcript is spliced from 8 exons. Lineage: Eukaryota; Metazoa; Chordata; Actinopteri; Salmoniformes; Salmonidae. The coding region runs from base 393 to 1274 and encodes 293 amino acids. Gene Ontology annotation, biological process: mitochondrial proton-transporting ATP synthase complex assembly.
CUGGGAAGUGUGCGGAUGUAGUUUUUUCCGCUCUGGUACUGUUCUAUUCUGGUUGAUUUUAUAACCACCAUGGAACUACGUUUCCCAUGUAUCUGGGAAUUCUGUCGAAUCUGCGGUCUGUCAAACACGGAAGGUCACGCGCAUGUAGAGAUGCGAUGCAUUGCAGUGAGAGGUGUGGAAAUACAAUCGUAUUUCUCCAAAUGGUGAGUCUUAGAUCAGUCAACCUUCAACUACUCUUUGGUCGUUUCUUAUAGUGACCUCAAUGUUUCCUACAUUUUGAAUAGCGACAAUAUCCGGCAUUCAUAAUUCCUGCUAGCUAACGUUAAUGCAAGUUUUGAACCCCACUUGAAUUGGGAAAACCUGUUUGUUAAUAACUCUCUGUCACUGACACUAUGCUGAGGAAUCUUGUGAGAUUGCACAGUCGUGUGGGGCAUGCCCUCUCUCCCCCCAUUGUCUGCCCAAGAAGUCAAGCUCUCAAGCUGCCGCUCCCUCUACUCUCUGUGAACUCAAAAUAUUACUCCAUUAUCACAGAAAGAAAGAAAUUCUACGAGGAUGUCAGCAUAUCCCACGGAGAGGCAGGUGGCAUGUUUGAGAUCAACCUGGACCAACGGAAACUGAAGACACCAGGAGGAAAGCUGUUCACAGCCCCCAACGAAGCCUUAGCCAUUGCCGUGGCGAAUGAGUGGGAUACUCAGAAAGACACGCUCAAGUUCUACAGCAUGCAUAUGACCACUCUCUGCAACACAGCCCUCGAUAACCCUACAUUCCGCAGCAAGGACCAAAUAAUCACUGCUGCCCUCAAGUAUCUGGAGACUGACACAAUUUGUUACAGAGUUGAGGAGCCUCCAUCUUUAGUGGAGCUUCAGAAUAAUGAAUGGGACCCUGUGCUGAAUUGGAUUGAAGACGGGUACAACGUAGUCAUUGGCUCUUCUACCAAUAUACUGGGGCCUGAGAUCCCACAGGCAACGAUGAAUACUUUUCGCCAGCACCUGGGUUCCUAUAACUUCUGGUCCCUGACAGGUCUGGAGUAUGUGAUCACCCAGCUGAAGUCUGUGGUGCUGGCAUUUGCAUUGAUUGACAAACACAUUACAGUGGAGCAGGCUGUGCUGCUGUCAAGACUAGAGGAGGAGUUCCAGAUCGGGCAUUGGGGAAAUGUAGAGUGGGCUCAUGAUGUUGACCUGUAUGAGCUGAGAGCACGUACAGCAGCAGGGGCUCUGUUUGUACAUUUCUCCUCUGAGAGUUCAACGGUCAAACGCAAACUCAUGCAAGACUAAGGAGGCGCUUCCCUGAGUCAAACAUACAAGCUCAGACAGCACUCUAAAAGCAAAGACAACAAAGACGGUGUACUGGCCUCUGACUGGGAAGAAAUCCCAACUCAUUAGGACUUGAAUUUAUCUCUGGUGUUGUCCUUGGUGGAACAAAAACACAUUUUAUCUACCCAGGUCCGUGACAUAAUCUGCAGUUUAUAAAACGUCCUGUGAUGAUUCAUUUCAGUAAAGAGGAACCGUCUCCUCUGCCACUCCUUCCCUGUAAAGUACAGCCAAGUAUGAUGAUCAUCUCUUCUACAUGUGUUUUGAAUCACUAACCAGGUUUCCAUCCAACCUUUUUUAUGGGAGUAAAGUACACGUGGGACAAAUAUCAUGGCAGGCUUGAUGGAAACAGAACAUUUGUCUGCAAACUUUACAAAUGUCGACAAAACACUAUGAUAGACAAGUUGGGAUCUUUUUGUAUCUGUCAAAUUAAUUACAUGAGAAACGUUGGUGGAAAUGACUAAGUAUUAAUAUAUUAACCAUCAUAUCGAUGUAAAUUUGGGAACCACUGUAUUGGCCUACGGAUUAAAUAAAGUGUAAGGUGAUCAUCUCAA